Leptidea sinapis is the source of this 3693-nucleotide messenger RNA. It is a transcript of the gene Ctf4, whose product is annotated as WD repeat and HMG-box DNA-binding protein 1. Lineage: Eukaryota; Metazoa; Arthropoda; Insecta; Lepidoptera; Pieridae. Gene Ontology annotation, biological process: mitotic cell cycle; DNA repair; DNA-templated DNA replication. The coding region runs from base 339 to 3155 and encodes 938 amino acids. Gene Ontology annotation, cellular component: nuclear replication fork. The record is from RefSeq and is a predicted model, not a curated record. The transcript has 16 exons. Gene Ontology annotation, molecular function: chromatin binding; protein binding.
AUUUAAACAUGCUAUUUAGUUAAUUGCUUAAUUUAUUUUACUAAUACUAAUAGUGUAGACUUUAGACAAAAAUUAAACUUUAAUAGGUAUUUGCCCACUAUUAGGAAAGUUUGCAUUUAUACAUCAGUAAUUAUUUUGAUUCAUUGUUUAUAUUAUCGUUCCUUUGAAAUUUGCAUUUUAAUUGUGUCUAUAAUUGGUACUUAAAUAAAGUUUAUUAAAUUAGACAAAUCGAAUACCAUCGUUUCAAGCCAUUAUAUGGUAUAGCCUAAGGGCCAAGAUGAACAAAGAUUGCAUGGCACCAAUUAACUAAAGAAGAGCUUGUGAUAGUUAAUUCAACCAUGAAGAUAGACAGUAAAUCUCUUCGAUAUGCACAUGCAGAAGGUCACACCGAUGUUUGCUAUAGUGAAGAUGGCAGGCAUAUUAUUACUUGUGGCAAUGAUGGUGAUGUUAGAAUAUGGUUAGAUAUUGAAGAUGAUGAUCCUACAUCACAUUGUGUGGGUGAAAAUGCAAUUGCUGUAUGCUUCAAAGACAAGAGACUGUAUGUAGCUACAGAUAACCAUGCAGUACAAGCUUAUACAUUUCCAGCCUUUGAUAAAGAUGGAAUUAUCACAAGAUUUACAGCACCAGUCACACAAAUCAGUUCAACACCAAAAAUAGAAGCCUUGGGUUGUUCAUCAGAAAACACGGAAGCAAAGAUAUGCAGUCUAGAAGGAGGUGCACCAAUAUUUGUGAUGUCUAACCAAAAUGGGCCUGUACUGAGUAUAGCAAUUUGUCCGCAAAUGAAAUAUGCUGCAACUGCAAGUGGUGAUGGAAACAUGAGGAUAUGGGAUAUAGAUACACAAAAAUCAGUGAAAGAGGUUAACUGUGUUCCAAAGAUCAAUACUUUUUAUGCUGCAAAAGUAUUAUGUCGGAUGAGUUUUGAGCCAUCAGAAGGAAAGUAUCUGGCAUACCCAAGUAACAAAGAAAUUAUUUUACUUGAUUGUGAAAGUUGGGGUCAAAGGAUGUCUUUUACACAUAACUUGAUAAAGUGUGCAAUAUCGCAGUGUGUGUUCUCCCCAUGUGGUCAGUUCCUGGCAGGCAGUACAGUGGCUGGGCAGAUAGCUGUGUGGGAAGUUGGGACCGGAUCAUGUAUUGACAUAAUUGAACAUCCAACCUCUCACAAUGUUACUUCUAUGGCAUGGAAUCCAAAAGGCAAUGGUAUACUAGUUUACUGUGAUGUUGCUGGUCAACUCGGUAUGCUAGUCAACUGUUACGGCAAGGAUAGCAGUCAAUUUGAUAAUGAAGCUAGUGAGGAUGUUGAAACAGUUGAGCCCAUGGAUGACGAAAUAUUAGACAACUUGAUAGAAAAUUAUGAAAGUGAGGAUGAGAAUGAGAAUGCCAUAUCGUUAGAGAAACUAAAAAAUGAAACGCUGGGUUUGGUUGAUAGGGAUUCGCGACCGGAAUCAAGAGAAAUAAUAUCUGCUCCAUCAACGGUUCCACCACAGCCACCAUUCCAGCCAUCUGCAACACCUGCUCAUCUGGAACAUAGGUAUAUGUGUUGGAACAGUGUGGGCAUAGUCCGUUGCCACACCAGUGAGAAUGGAGAGUCAACCAUAGAUGUAGAGUUCCAUGACUCUAAUCACCAUCAUGCCAUACAUCUCAACAAUUACUUGAAUCACACAAUGGCUAGCCUAUCCACCACUGUCUUGGCUCUAGCUUGCGAGACACCGAGUAAACUGGUGUGCAUAUCCCUGGUGGGUAGCAGCAAGGAGUGGAGUGCCUCCAUGUCAGGUACAGAGGAGAUCCUGUGUGUGUCCGCAGCAAGUGGGCUAGUCGCCUGCGCCACCAGCGCUAGGCUACUGCGGCUAUUUACCCCCAUGGGUACCCAGAGACAGGUGAUCUCAUUGUCUGGUCCAGUGGUGAGUCUAGCGGGGUUUAACACUACGGCGAUGGCAGUGUAUCACCACACCGAACCGGGCAUAUCUGACCAGCAUCUGGCAAUGGACAUCAUUGCUGUCAAUGGGAGACAUGUGCGUUGCAAAACAGUCCCAGUGCCCUUGAGCGCAGGGUCUAAGUUGACAUGGCUGGGAGCGUCGGACGCGGGCUCGCCGAGCAUGCUCGACAGCUCGGGCUCGCUGCGGCUGUACGACGUGGCGAGCGGCGUGUGGAUGCCGCUCUGUGAGACCACCGAGCACUCGCGCGGAGCUUCCGACACUUGGUUCAUUGUUUCCGUGAGCGAGUCUACACAGAAGGUGCAGUGUAUAAUGUGCCGCGGGGCGAACUUCCCUCUAACGGCGCCCAAACCCAUCGUCACCGAGCUACCUCUUCAAAUCCCAGUGUGUGAGCUGGACUCAGAGAAGAGUCAGUACGAGGAGCAGCUGGUUCGGUGGUCACACACGGCAGCUGAUGUGGACCUCAAGAUGGCGAGGGAGACUGCUCUGAAGCUGUUCGCACUAGCAUGCCGGAGCGAGAUAGAAGCAAGAGCAUUAGAACUAAUGGAACUACUGAAAGACGAACGCCUUCUACCAUUGGCCGCUAAAUAUGCUUCGAGACUUGGCCGAAUGCAUUUGGCCGACAAACUGACCGACAUGGCCGAGACUUGGGAGAGAGAGGCCGACAAAUUGAACGUCGCGCAGAACAUACACUUCCAAGAGCUGGAGUCACAGGAGACUUACGACGUCAGCAGUACAGAUCAGGAUACGAACGCAAGCUUUAUACCACCACAGAAGGAUGUGAAGAAGAAAAUUGAGAAUGGCACGCCGAUCAAACCUGUACCCAUAAAGCCAUCACCUCGUGCUGCUAGAAACCCAUUUAAGAAACAGCAAGAGUCCGCUAAAAUCGUGCCGAGUACAUUGACCCUGACAGAGAGAACACUGGUUGAGGUCCACGCUACUGACACCAACACCAGCUCUGACGACGCUCUAAAACCGUUGGAGGGAGAAACUUUCAUGGACUGGUUUACACGAAAUAAACCUUUAUUAGAACAGAGCCAGCCCGAGUUAACGCCAGCGGAGCUCAGUCGACACGGUAUCAAGACGUUUAAAAGCUCUCAAACUAAAAUAACCUCGGAAAACGGGCAGAAAAGGAAACUAGAUGAGAGUACAGAAGAUCCCGUAGUCACGAAUGCGCCGAAGCAAUCUAAACUCAGUGCUUUUGCUUUUCAGAAGAAGACUUAAGAACUUUAAUCCGUUGUAGAUGGACAUCUUUUAAAUUAAUUAAUUUCACGAGAUAAUUGGUCAGGUGGUACACUAAUUAAUUAAAGGCACUGCAUUGUAAUGGGCAGGGCGUAUCAAUUACCAUCAGCUGAACGUUCUGCUCGUCUCGUCCCUUAUUGACAUUUAAAAAGCUAACUGGAAAAAAAAUCAAUCUCUUUUAUCUUGUAUUCGCUUCACAUGUCAUAUUAGUAUAUGUAUAUAUUCAUACCCCAAUCGUUGCGGCCUCAAUUUUUGAAAAGCAAUGUUUAAAUCAACGGAGGAUCAUAAAUGACGUAACGGGCAUGGGUAACCAUCGAGUGUACGCCACACACCCUGUGAUGAUGAUGUUAUGAUGAUGGAUGCUGAGGAGAGAGUUGACAAUAAUAAAUACUUCAUGACGAAUUCUACAAUUAAAAAGAUGUUAAAUAAAUUAUAAUCAAACCAUUAAUGUUCAUGAUUUGGACAAUUUAUUUUAAAUAUGACAUGUUGAUUUAGAUAAUAAAAGUUAAUAACACCUUUA